AUGGACCCCCGCCGCUUUCGCACCCUUCUUGCUGCGGCCCUUUGCGCUGGUGGGCUUUGCUUCUCGCUGCCGCGGCGCUCGAUCGCCGCCGCGUCCAUCGCGGCGUCGGUCGCGGGCCCGGCGCGCUGGGCGCGGGCGCUCGCGCCGGGGGCGAAGGAAGCGGCGCUGCCGGCGAAGCUAGAGCGCUUCUUUGGCCUCGUGCCUGUCUAUGCAGUCACGGACCCCGGGGGCGCGCCGGUGCUGGAGAAGUCUCCGCAGGGGCCCAUUGGCCGCUUCUUCCUGGACGACGCGGCAGCCUCUGAGGCGCUGAGGCGCCUGAAGAGCGAUGGAGAGGGGAAGCUGGAAGUGAGAAGGCUUUCCCUCUCAGAAGUCUUCGUGCCGCUGAUACUCACUGGCGAUCCCAAGGAGCUGGGCGGCCGCUUCUUCCUGGUGCCCAUCGCUUCGGAGGCCGCCGCGGCGGCGCGGCGGCUCCAGGUGGAGGAGCAGACGCUGCUCGCCGAGGUGCCUCUCUUCCUGUGCCCCGCGCUGGAGGUGGAGCGGGAGGCGGAGGUGAGGGUUCCGACCUUCCUGCAGGAGAAGGAUCUACUGGAGGCCAUGCGACGGGCACGCGUGGAGGACGGAGAAGUGGUGGUCACCACUUUGCAGCGGGUGGCAGCGGACCUGUCCCAGAACUCCGAGUCAGCAGCGGGGCAGCUGCUGGCGGUGUCUGACCUCAAUGAGAUCGGCCUGGGCAGGUUCUUCUUCGCCUUCAUCUUGCUGGGUGUCUGCCUCUUCUGGAAAUCUGCGAUGUUUGCGGACCCGCAGAGCGCCGCUGAAAUGCUCUUCUCACUGAUGAACGGGGACUCCAUCCACGACGCUUUCAAGGAAGUCCGGUCGGUGGGCGGAAUCCUGCUGCAGGCCUACUUGUACCUCUUCGUGUUUCUGGCCAUUUACGUGCCCUGGCCGAAGCGCGACGGGCCUGGUUCGCGGCGGUAG
Effrenium voratum is the source of this 975-nucleotide messenger RNA. The record is from the annotation of a GenBank genome assembly. Lineage: Eukaryota; Dinophyceae; Suessiales; Symbiodiniaceae.